Molecule: messenger RNA, 1641 nt
Organism: Trypanosoma cruzi
Lineage: Eukaryota; Euglenozoa; Kinetoplastea; Trypanosomatida; Trypanosomatidae
Exons: 1
Coding region: 1-1641 (546 amino acids)
Source: RefSeq, a predicted model, not a curated record
AUGUCCACGGACACUGACUGGACGGCACACGCGCACAUGGAGGCCAAUUUAUUACAGUCACUUACGCCGUACUUUUUUACUUUUUUUUUUCUUUUGCAUUUUUUUUUUUGUGUGUGUUUUGUCCGAUUGUUUUCAGGCAGUAAGGUUCUUAUUAUUAUUAUUAUUAUUAUUAUUGCCAUCCUUACAGCUACUAGGCGGUUGCGUCCGAUUGCGCUAAUGAGCCGUGAUGAGGAUGUGGCGAGUAGUGACGCCAUUCUAACGGUGUUGCAGCAUCUUCGCGGCAAUCCGGUGCUUAGGCAGUACCUGCACGGCCAUGAGGGUAGUUGCGGUCGCGACGGCAUGACGCUGAGCGCACCGAGGGCGAAGGGAGCAGUGACGGCUGAGGGAACGUUGCCGCGACGGGAGGAUCGGGAAUCCCUCGUGGCGUUUCAGGCACGGUGGAGCCGGGAGGAGGAGGACCGGCUGCAAAACUCAAUACAGGCACAGCGAGCCUUUCAGCAGGCACUACAGUCCCUGGCGACCUGCCGCGAAGUCCCUGGUGCAGUUACGGAAGGACGCAAGACGACAGUGGUUCCUUCGUCUUUUUCUGCUGCUUCUGUGGGGCGUGUGGUGUUCUCAUUUGAGCCGCAAGACGCAACGAGGACGGAGGAGAAGACUUCUGUGGAUGACAUACAGGAUGCAGCCUUGACGAUGCAAGAGAAGUUGGCCCUCAGGGAUCACACUAUUCAACGGCUGCAGAAAGAAUUAGAAGAAACACGUGCCAGGUAUGAGGCUGAUAUUGCUAGCAUGCGGGCAGCACACAUGCAGUCGAAACAAGAGACAGGGCGGGAGAUGGCGGAACUAAAGAUGCGACUGGCACAAUUGGCUCUUGCGGGGAAUUCGGCUACCAACGCAUGUGAGAACUCAGGAGAGUUCUUGGAGGCACUCGAGUUUAAGGAACGUUUGCUGCAGGAGAUGCAUGACGCGUUUGAGCAUGCGUCAGAGGAGUGGAAGAGCGACACCAUGCGUACGUUGGCCAGUUUGCGUUUGGCAGCAGAGGAUGAAGUUUGUGGUAUUGUUAGUAGAGCAGAACAACUUGUGGGAGAUCUGCAAAGGGCACUUGACGCAUUGACGACGCCUCGCAAUGACACCGCCGCUUCCUUCACUGCGGGAGUGGCGCGGCGUUUGUUGCAGGAUGAAGAGGGGCUGUUGUUGUCGAUGGAGACAAAACUCCGAGAACACGUGCGUAUGACGGUGAAAAAUGCCGUGCGGAGUCGUGUGAAGGACAUUCUUCGGCCACUUGUGGAACGUCAGCUGCUGAGUCACAGUGAGCUGCACGAUCCACGCCGCCUCAGUCCUCUUCACAUCGUUUCCUCCGUGCGCACGGCGAGAGGAGCAUUGUCCCCAACACCCUUGGCAUUAUCGACGUUACUGUCACCGAUACCGGCUGAAGGCCGCAGUGGGGAAGCGCCGGCAAUUUUUCAGCCGAUGACGUCACGACAGGAGCAACGAGCCCCGUCGCAGCACCGCGAAUUGUCUGCAGGAGGUGCUGCUGCGCCUGCGGUGCUGGAUGAGUUAUCGCGGGGCGUUAAGGCACAUGACAUUAACCGCCCGUCCGAUGGCAUCAGCAGGCCGUCGUGGCUGAACCGUUUCUGCCACUAA